AUGGCUCGUGUAUCCAGGCACUCCGGUCCCGUGGGUCAGGUCGUCGAGUACAUCCCGGACCGUCUAUACCUUGCUUCGUACAUCCAGCCUCCCCAGGAGGAUGCACCCCUCCCCUUCCCGGAGCCUCCCGCCUCACCGCGCAAGCGUGCCGCCCAGCAGGCCGCCGCUCCGCGUCCCAAGAUCCCCUGCUACUUCACCAUCGACGAUAGCCUCCUGUACAAUGCCUUCCACCACGACUUUGGGCCUCUGCACAUCGGUCACCUGUACCGCUUCGCCAUCCAGUUUCACGACAUCCUCGGUGCCAAGGAGAAUAAGGACCGUCCUAUCGUCUUCUGGAGCUAUGCCGACCCUAGGAGCCGCGCAAAUGCUGCUUGCAUGCUCGCCUGCUACAUGGUCCUCAUCCAGAACUGGCCGCCCCACCUGGCCCUCGCCCCCGUGGCCCAGGUCGACCCCCCGCUGAUGCCGUUCCGCGACGCCGGCUACAGCCAGGCCGACUACGGCAUCACCGUCCAGGACGUCGUCUACGGCGUGUGGAAGGCCAAGGAGGAGAAGUGCUGCGACCUCGACAACUUCGACCUCGACAUGUACGAGAGGUACGAGCGGGUCGAGCACGGCGACUUCAACUGGAUCACGCCGCACUUCCUCGCCUUCGCCUCGCCGCAGCACGGCCCCGUCGCCAAGCUGACCGAGGACGACGGCAACCUGUGGGACGCCCUCCCUCGCACCCUCGAGGCCGUGGCCUCGCACGACUCGCUCCCCCAGCCCUUCAAGAACGUCCUGGUGCACUUCUCGGAGCGCAACGUCGGGCUCGUCGUCCGCCUCAACUCCCCCCUCUACUCGCCCUCGUACUUUGAGGCCCUGGGCAUCCAGCACCUUGACAUGAUCUUUGACGACGGCACCUGCCCGGCCCUGCCCACCGUGCGCAAGUUCAUCCGCCUGGCUCACGAGGUCAUCACGGUGCGCAAGCAGGGCAUCGCCGUCCACUGCAAGGCCGGCCUCGGCCGCACCGGCUGCCUCAUCGGCGCCUACCUCAUCUACCGCCACGGCUUCACCGCCAACGAGGUCAUCUCGUUCAUGCGCUUCAUGCGCCCCGGCAUGGUCGUCGGACCCCAGCAGCACUGGCUGCACCUCAACCAAGGCACCUUCCGCGAGUGGUGGGUCGAGGAGAGGAUCGAGCGCCGCCUCCGCAAGGAGAUGGCCGCCGCCCACGCCGUGCCCAGCACCCCGGCGCGCGCCAUGCAGAGAUCGUCGAUCCGCAGCAGCGCCCAGGCCUCGACGCCCCCCCACCGCACCGGAUCGAACCGCACCCCCCUCAGCGAGGUCGACGGGGACCGCGGCAACGUCGCCGCCUCGGCUCACGACGACUACCUCCCCGCGCCUACGCCCGGCCAGCCGCGCAAGGGCUCGUCGCGUGCCGCCGCCGCCGCCGCCGCCGCUGCCGCCGCCGCCGGCGGGGCCGGUGCCGGUGCCGACCGCCACCACCCUUACCAGCGAGGUGGUGCGGUGCACGCCACGGUAGAGGAGGAGGCCGUCCUCGAGGAUGACGCCGAGAUCACGAUGCGCCACCACCAGCGCAGGUCGCAGGAGAGCGGCGGGCCCAUCAACGACACGGACGAGGAGUUUCACCUCCGCGUGCGUCGCCGUAAGGAGCCGUCGCAGUCGCAGUCGCCCGGCCGAAUGACGACGGAGAAGGUGCGGUCCAUCAGCCAGACGACGUCGACCGUGUACGUCAUCGACAACGACGCGUCGCACGACGCCGAGAACAUUGGCGGGGGACGCCCCAAGACGGUGGAUCGCGUCGCCAGCACGCCCAGCGUCAUGACCAAGGUCAGGGGCAGCAAGCGCGGGUCGGCCGACUCGUCGUCGCCCCUGCGCACCAAGGACUCGGGCGUCCGCAAGACGAGCGGCCGCGUCGGGAGCAACAGCCACCACCACGGUGCCAUGUCGGCCACCGCCUCGUCGGCCGCCCGCAAGGUGUCGUCUUCGUCAUAG
Geosmithia morbida is the source of this 1992-nucleotide messenger RNA. RefSeq lists its product as uncharacterized. The coding region runs from base 1 to 1992 and encodes 663 amino acids. The transcript is spliced from 3 exons. Gene Ontology annotation, molecular function: protein serine/threonine phosphatase activity; protein tyrosine/serine/threonine phosphatase activity. NCBI's taxonomy places the organism in Eukaryota, Fungi, Ascomycota, Sordariomycetes, Hypocreales, Bionectriaceae. Gene Ontology annotation, biological process: regulation of exit from mitosis; positive regulation of cytokinesis; microtubule cytoskeleton organization. Gene Ontology annotation, cellular component: spindle pole; centrosome; mitotic spindle. The record is from RefSeq and is a predicted model, not a curated record.